Messenger RNA from Conger conger (European conger), 3572 nucleotides. It is a transcript of the gene doc2a, whose product is annotated as double C2-like domains, alpha. Bases 362 to 1669 code for a protein of 435 amino acids. The record is from RefSeq and is a predicted model, not a curated record. NCBI's taxonomy places the organism in Eukaryota, Metazoa, Chordata, Actinopteri, Anguilliformes, Congridae. The transcript is spliced from 11 exons.
AGACAGAGGAACGCUACAGCAGUCACAUACAUACAACAGACUCUCAAGGAAAAAUCUCCUCACUCUCUCUCUAUAUUUUCCAUCUCUGGGUCAAUGCAUCUUCUACACUUCUAAUCAUCUGUCUCCCAUCAUUCCUUCCUUCUUCCCUUCUUUUCUCCUUUUCAAUUUUCAACUUAGUAUUGAUACAAUUGAUCUUUUUAAUGAAUACUUAAUACAGCCCCCCCUUCAUUCUCCCCUCUCUCUCCCUUCCUUUCUGCCUCUCCUUCUCCCUCUCUUUUUCACCACCUGUUAGUGCAGACCCCUUGCUCUGGGAUUCAUUUGCUUAUGAGGGAGUUGUACACUCACGCUAUCACAAAGCUCUAUGACGGUGCGCAAGGGAAAGAAACUGACCAUCUCCAUCCAGGAACACAUGGCCAUCGAUGUCUGUCCUGGCCCCAUCCGGCCAAUCAGACAGAUCUCUGCAUACUUUCCACGCCUCUCUCCCACCUCCUCAAUCUCUGAGCCCCUCUCCCCUAAUCCAGCUGGCUUUCCAUCAGCCCUCAGCCCAGGGGGUGGGGCCUCGAUGGCAAGUACUGGUGGCCUGUUGUCUCCUGUGUUGCCAGGAGCAACAGGGGGAGGGGGUGGUGGAGGUGGCACGCUGUCUUUGAUGAGCAGUGUGGACACGUCCAUUGAGGUUGACAGCUGUGACAGUGAUGACAGUACAUCUCUUGGUACUCUGGAGUUUGAUCUGCUGUAUGAGAGAGCCACCAGUUCCCUGCACUGCACUGUGAUAAAAGCAAAGGGCCUGAAGCCAAUGGAUUUCAAUGGUUUAGCAGAUCCCUAUGUCAAGUUGCACCUGCUUCCUGGAGCCUGCAAGGCAAAUAAACUGAAGACCAAGAUUGUGCGCAACACUCUAAAUCCAGUGUGGAAUGAGACUCUGACUUACUAUGGCAUCACUGAGGAGGACAUGUACAGAAAAACACUGAGGGUGUCAGUCUGCGAUGAGGACAAGCUGACCCACAACGAGUUUAUAGGGGAGUCACGGGUGGCACUGCGUCGUGUGAAGCCAGACCAGACCAAACACUACAACAUUUGCCUUGAGCACCCACCUCCGCUGCCCUCCCCCUCCGCUAUGAGUGCAGCACUCAGAGGGAUCUCUUGCUACCUGAAAGAGUGGGAGAGUGAACAGCAAAGGAGUCUGGAGGAGAGGGGGCGCCUCCUUCUCUCCCUACAGGUCCUCUCCGCGUCCAGCGAGGGAGACGAUGAAGGACAGCCCACAGAGGGGAAGCGCAGUGGGCUGUGUGUGGGGGUCCGCCGCUGUGCCCACCUGGCUGCCAUGGACGUCAAUGGCUUUUCUGACCCCUAUGUCAAAACGUACCUUAAGCCAGACCUGCACAAGAAAUCCAAACAUAAAACCGCCGUAAUAAAAAAGACUCUGAACCCAGAAUUUAAUGAGGAGUUCUUUUAUGAAAUUUCUUUCUCAGAGCUGUCCAGUAAGACGCUGGAAGUCACUGUUUGGGACUAUGACCUAGGGAAGUCCAAUGACUUUAUUGGUGGGGUGUCUUUGGGCUGUCACUCACAAGGAGAUGCUCUCCGCCAUUGGGUGGACUGUUUGAAGAACAAAGGCAAGAAGGUGGAGAGAUGGCACACACUGACCAAUGAGCUACCGGGAUCAAUUUACCAUGACUAACAUGGCCAAAGGCACUGUAUGACUUUCAUAGGCAGGACAGCUGAUGAGCAUGAAACAAAAUACAUUUUGGACUGGUAGGGCAAUCUGUACAGGGAUUCAUUUUAUGUCAUCAUAGUAGAGUGCAAUCUUUGUAUUGUGCAUCCUACCCCAUAACCAUUCAAUCCUAUUGCUUAUGGGUUUUUCUUUAUUCAACUUCUUGCAUCUCGCAACUCCCCUCACUAUCUAGUCAUUUAUCUUUCUCUCACAUGCAAUAAUAUAUGAUUGAACAAUGCUUCCAAAAUAAUACUAAGUGGUCUUAAAAUUACAUACAGUCCCUUCCAAAAGUAUUGGGACAGCAAGGCCCAAUUCUUUUGUUUUUGCUAUACACUGAAUACAUUUGGGGUUGAGAUAAAAAAUAAAUAAAUAAUGAACACGAGACAAGAGAAUUUAAUUUCAGUUUUUAUUUCCUGGUAUUUGCACCUAGAUGUGUUAAAAUACUUAGAACGUAGUACCUUUGGUAUCAGACCACCCAAUUUUUAGCUGAGCAAAAGUAUUGGAACAGAGUAUUUAAGUAAUGAAAGUAAAUAACACCUAAUAUUUGGUAGCAUAUCCCUUGCGACUCAUUGGAAUUACCUUCUGUUGCAUUCUUCUUUUGUGAUGCUAUUCCACACUUUGACUUCAGCCUCUUGCAUGCUCAAUUGGGUUAAUUGGGUGGUCUGAUACAAAAGGUAAUAUGUUCUAAGUUGUUUAACAAAUCUAUUAAAAAAGGAAGCAGGAAAUAAAAGCUGAAAUUCAGAUCUGUCACCUCAUGUAUAUCAUUUGACCCCAAACUGUAUAGUGUAUAGCAAAAACAAAGGAAUUGACCUUGCUGUUCCAAUACUUUUGGAGGGGACUGUAUAUCAUUAUUAAUACAGAUUACCAUCAACAGCUGCCCAUAUUUGGUAAUCUGUUUAUUAAUAAUAACAAUUAUAAAAAAUGUGUUCUUCCAUGUUGAGUGUUUCUGUGUGAAAUCUUGAAAAAUAAAUUUGCAUGUUAAAAUAUUAUAACUGUUUUUAUGUCUCCCGAUUCCCUGCUCCCUGCUGAUGUACACAUUCUCUUUGGAUCAGGUUGUGAGCACACCCCCACAAUGUGUUUUGCACAUUGUUAGCCGUGUACACACCACUAUGUGUUUUGAUAGCCUCUGUAUUCCUGUCAUGUCAGAUAAACUUCUUAGGACUCGUCAAAAGAAAAUGAAGUGACAUCUGUGACAGUUUAUCCAGGCUUGCAUACAAUGGUUUUGAGAAGUCUCCGCUAAUUUGUUAUUCAAUUUUCUAAAUAGUCAUGACAUGUAUUAUGUUUUAUGCACAAGACAUUGUGGGAAGUAAUUCAAACCUAUUUUGCCGUGAUUACCUCCCCUGUUAUCCUCUUCUCUCCGUUUUUCAGUUCUGAUUGCUUGCACUAUUGUUCCCCGUAUUGGUGUAAAUAUGACAUAUUAAUAGAUUUCUGAUUUAUACGUUUCGUUAUGUAAUAUUCUAUUAUUUCUUAAUGCUAGCAUUUUUAUAUAGGUAGCAAAAUAUUAAUCUUCACAGAAUAUUGUCAUUUAUUUAUUAUUUAUUCAGGUAUUGAUUUUCUUAUUGAUAACAGACAUUUUAAUGUGAACUGCAGUUCUUAUGCUGUGCCUGUACAGAGAGAGGGGUGCUUUUUUCAGUGUCAGUGGAGUAUGUUGUUCUUCAGUGAUGUUACUGUAUUGUGUCUCUCAAUCUGGCUGUGUCACUGCCCCGACUAAACAGCAUGUCUGAUUGUAUGAGUGUGAAUUUAUAAUGUUGAAUAAGUGUUCCUAUUGCUAUGGUUUGUUCUGUUCCUGCAGGGGUGCAAGGAAAAGGAUCAUGUUUAUAUUUAUAUCAGGUAUUUAUGUACAUUAUCAAAUACAUUUGGAAUGCAAUAA